ACAACACAUACAUUCCUCCUCGCAGCGAUUCUAGAGACGGAGGCGUAGGGCUUGACAGAAAGCAAGAGAGCUGAGAAAAUGGUGUCAGGAUCGGGAAUAUGCGCAAAGGAGGUGGUUGUUGAUGCUCGCCAUCACAUGCUUGGUCGGUUAUCGUCGAUUCUGGCUAAAGAACUUCUCAACGGCCAGAGAGUCACCGUCGUUAGAUGUGAAGAAAUCUGUCUUUCCGGCGGCCUUGUUCGUCAGAAAAUGAAGUACCUCCGUUUUCUUCGUAAGCGUAUGAACACCAAGCCGUCACACGGUCCUAUCCAUUUCCGUGCUCCUUCUAAGAUCCUCUGGCGUACCAUCCGAGGAAUGAUUCCACACAAGACUAAGCGUGGAGCUGCUGCUCUUGCAAGGUUGAAGGUUUAUGAAGGGGUCCCUACUCCUUACAACAGGAAGAAGAGAAUGGUCAUCCCUGAUGCUCUCAAGGUUUUAAGGCUAACAGCUGGACAUAAGUACUGCUUAUUGGGCCGUUUAUCUUCUGAGGUUGGAUGGAAUCAUUAUGAAACCAUCAAGGAUCUUGAGAAGAAGAGGAAGGAAAAAGCUCAAGUGGUGUAUGAGAGGAAGAAGCAGCUUAAUAAACUGCGUGCAAAGGCAGAAAAGGCUGCAGAAGAGAAACUUGGGGCACAACUUGAGAUCCUUGCCCCUGUUACCUACUAAAGGUUUUGAUCUUAGUUUCUGUCUAGGAAUUUUUGUGUUUGAUGCUGGAGACUAUUUAUAUCUUUAUUUGCAAUAUGAGAAUUUAUCGUUUCAGAUUUAA
This is a messenger RNA of Lactuca sativa (garden lettuce), 799 nucleotides long. RefSeq names its product large ribosomal subunit protein uL13w. Gene Ontology annotation, biological process: translation; negative regulation of translation. Gene Ontology annotation, cellular component: ribosome; cytosolic large ribosomal subunit. Gene Ontology annotation, molecular function: mRNA binding; structural constituent of ribosome. NCBI's taxonomy places the organism in Eukaryota, Viridiplantae, Streptophyta, Magnoliopsida, Asterales, Asteraceae. The record is from RefSeq and is a predicted model, not a curated record.